Microthlaspi erraticum is the source of this 690-nucleotide messenger RNA. NCBI's taxonomy places the organism in Eukaryota, Viridiplantae, Streptophyta, Magnoliopsida, Brassicales, Brassicaceae. The record is from the annotation of a GenBank genome assembly.
AUGAACUUGUUUGAGUUGGAGGAAAUCAGAAUGAAUGCCUAUGAGAACUCCAUGAUCUAUAAGAUGAGAACAAAGGCAGCCCAUGACAAACUGAUUCGCCUUAAAGACUUCAAGGUUGGGGACAGUGUGCUCUUGUAUAACUCCAAGCUAAGGUUGUUUCCCGGGAAGCUAAGGUCAAAGUGGGCGGGACCAUUCAAGAUUCACGAAGUUCUACCCUAUGGAUCCCUCACUCUUACUCAAUCAAGAGGGGAAGGAAUUCACAGAGCAGGUUUUAGGAAGAAGAGGAAGAGGCACAACUCGAUCGAGCGAGCAAGCUCGAUCGAGCGAGGAACCCAGUCGAGUGGAGUGCUCCUGAUGGCCGUCUACCAUCUCCAGACCACGACCUUGCCUCCCAGUUCUUUGGGGGGCACUGAGGCUAAGUUUGGGGGUGCCAACUCGAGCUCGAUCGAGUUGGGUGUAAAAACCAGAAAAGUGGUCUUUUGGAGCAUUCUGGAGCAUAUGGGACAUGAGGAGCAUGGAGGGACUUGGCACAUGGACGCAGCUCAACUGGAUACGCAAAGGAAGAAGGGAGAAGCCAUCUUGAAGACCAGCUCGACCACUCUACUCGACCGGCCAAGCUUCAACUCGAUCGAGCUGAGAAGUCAACAGUCAAACCCGAAAAAUGUUGCUUCCCCCUUGACUUUCCUUUGA